Melampsora larici-populina 98AG31 is the source of this 754-nucleotide messenger RNA. RefSeq lists its product as uncharacterized. The coding region runs from base 311 to 640 and encodes 109 amino acids. NCBI's taxonomy places the organism in Eukaryota, Fungi, Basidiomycota, Pucciniomycetes, Pucciniales, Melampsoraceae. The transcript has a single exon. The record is from RefSeq and is a predicted model, not a curated record.
GCCGUCUCCUGAAUCAACCUCUCAUGCGGUCAAAGUAGGCCAUAUUCUGAUGUUUCUGUGGAUGUAACAUACCCACUGCAACCCUUGAUGCACGAAACUUUACAGAAAGACAACACGAAGACUCACGAGGCCCAGAUGGCCUUGAGAUUUAUGGAUACAUAGUUCGAAGGUGGAUUGGUCCUGAGCUCGGAAUUUCUUGAUUAGUCUCUGGCUCGAUGCUUUGCCUGUAUGUUUGAGGAAUCGUGGGAGCUGGGAGCUUUUGAAUGGUGAUAUGUAAGAGAUGUAGUAUCGGCUGAACUUAAGUCGCGUUAUGAAGGCCUUUUCCUCUGGUGUUAGAGACUAUCAUUUCGAUGCGAUGUCUCUGACUCUUAUUCUGAAUCGUUUACGAGCUAUGCAAGCAAUACGAUCACGAGUGUAUCAUAGCCCUUCUGAACUCUUCCUGAAGGUGAUGAGGUUAUCCAAGAGCCCCAGGCUCAGUCAGAUUUGUGUCUUGUCUUUAACCCAAGAGCGCACACCUCACCCUGUUCUCACAAGGAUCAUCAUCUUCGAUCGUUUUUACUCUCAUUAUUCUCAUUGUUUAUCCAACCUCUCGUUCGUUAAGGUCUUUGGAAAACUGGAUUCAACCACCCUAUUUUAUUGAAGCUUCCUCAAAGGUUUCGCCGCUGUCGUUCUUUUUCGGCUUAGGGAGGUGCGACUCAAUAUUUAUAACAUCUUUCUCGCUCAAAAUUCUUUGAUCCUAGGGGCAGAUCGCGUU